ACUGCUCUCAGUGCUUUUUUCCAAGAAACUAACAUCCCCUACAGCCACCACCAUCAGAUGAUGUGCACUCCUGCCAACACGCCGGCCACGCCGCCCAACUUCCCCGAUGCCCUCACCAUGUUCUCCCGCCUCAAGGCCUCCGAGAGCUUCAACAGCAGUAGCCCUGUGGCCUCCAUGGCGACUUCCCCGCCGCCCCCGGCCCCGCCGCUACCCCAGCACGGGAGCAUGUGGACUCCGGCCCCCCCGGCGCAGCCUGCGGGCUGGCCAGCCGCCGUCUCCCAGCAGGCCACGGCAGAACAGAAGGCCAACGUGACCAUGGAGGCAGAGAGAUGAGGCCGCGGCAGAGAGCGAACGCGGCGGGGACCCCUGCAUAUAAAUUUUUUUUUCUCUUUUUUUUCCCCCUCCCUGAAGAGGAGAGGAACUCUGCUGCCAGGGCAUCUGGCAGCUGCUGAGACACACAAGCAGAUAGCUGCCUUGCAUGGGUUUGGUUUGAAGUAGUUUUUACUUGUCCUCAAGCUGAACGGAGCUCCCCAGAGACAGCAGCAGGCUGCGUGGGACACGGGACCGGUGCUGGCCUCUGCCUGGGACCCAGUUGCUGCCAGGCUCUCCGGGAGGGAGCACCCCCUCCUCUCUUGGGACACCGGAGUUUGCAUGCGAGUGACAUUUACAGAGGAGGUCCCUUCUUCAUGGUCCCCUGGGCACCCCACCAGGCAGAGUGGGUUGUGCCUGCGUGUUUCCCCCCAUCUCUUGGCUCCACUCGACUGGGUGAGGGGCAGACACCCCAUGCGGCUUAUUUUUUGUAAGGGGGGCAGAGAGCCAGGGCUGUUCCUGCUCGGCCGCAGCCUCCACCCCACGUGUGCCGUGCUCGCUGGUGAGCAGGGCUGGGGACACUGGCUCCCAGGGAGGUGUCUGGCCCCUCACCCAGCCCCAGCAAUGGAGAGCAGGGGGUGAGCCACAGGUGGCCCGGCUGGGCCAGCACCCUCUGCCCUUGUCCUCCUGGGAUGGGGUUUGCCCCGGGGCUGUUUGCAUGACACAGUGUAACCCUAGAGACUGGGAUGGUUUUUAACCCCUCUGUUCUUUUCUCCCGGUGGCUGGAAGUCUCUCCGGACACGCCGCAGCCGCUUGCAAUACACGCUCUUCUGCUUUGAA
This is a messenger RNA of Leptosomus discolor (cuckoo roller), 1149 nucleotides long. The record is from RefSeq and is a predicted model, not a curated record. Lineage: Eukaryota; Metazoa; Chordata; Aves; Leptosomiformes; Leptosomidae.